GUUUCAAGGCGCCGUCAGCAUUAAUAAAAACUGGUCGACAGCCAGGUCGCUGCAGGCGUGAGACAUCAAUUCUCUGAUUUUGCAACGCCCCUCUUAAGAAAAGGGAAUGGUCGGGUUUUGAACAAGUGGACCUUUUUGAGUGUGUUUUGCGGCAAAGCGAAAGUGUUUCUGAUCUGAUCACAGCGGCGCAUACAGCUGACGCGGCCACUGGAUGUCCGAAACCAGCUGAGGAACAGCGUAUAGUCAACUUUAUACAAUAAGAAACCACCAAAAACAGCUGGAUAAGAUGGCAUCUGCCAACAAUACUGUCCAUCAGACGCAGGUGCAGAAGGACGUGACCGAUCAGAAUUUUGACUACAUGUUCAAGCUCCUCAUCAUCGGAAACAGCAGUGUGGGAAAAACCAGUUUCCUGUUCCGUUACGCAGAUGACUCCUUCACGUCAGCCUUCGUCAGCACAGUUGGCAUCGACUUUAAAGUCAAAACGGUUCACCGCAAUGAUAAACGAGUGAAACUGCAGAUAUGGGACACAGCAGGACAGGAGAGGUACCGCACUAUUACAACAGCAUACUACAGAGGGGCCAUGGGCUUCCUGCUUAUGUAUGACAUCACCAACCUAGAUUCCUUCUAUGCUGUGCAAGACUGGGCAACUCAGAUUAAGACUUACUCGUGGGACAAUGCACAGGUGAUCCUGGUCGGGAAUAAAUGUGAUAUGGAGGACGACAGACUGGUGGCCACAGAGGACGGCCAGAGACUGGCUAAUGAACUUGGCUUCCAGUUUUUUGAGGCCAGUGCAAAGGACAACAUUAACGUGAAGCAGGUGUUUGAGCGGCUGGUUGACAUCGUCUGUGACAAAAUGAACGAAAGCUUGGAUGGAGACCCCAGCAUGUUAACCAAUCACAAAGGCCCAAGUCUCCAAGACACGCCCCCUGUUGGACAGAGUGUCUGUGGAUGCUAAUGAUCCUCUUUUAACAAACACUCAUACUUCAAGUCAAACAUUCACACACAUGCACACAGCUACAAACAAACACCCACUCCCUGUCUCUCUUAUACACGCAUACACAGGAAGAGAGACUAUUUUACAAGCAUACAUACACAUUAGAACAGCCAAUAUACAGUAUAAUAAGAAACUCCAACCAAACAUUAGGAAUCAGGCAUGAGCCCCUUCUACCACUCCGUUCACUAUCUUCUUACAAUCUCAUUUUAGGCCCCUCAGGGAUUGAAUGAAAUGGGAAAUGUCCUUAGUGUGAUAUUUGGCUGCUGUUACAUUGCACUAUGAUGUCAUAUAUAAAAGGGUGGGAAACCACUGCAUGGAACUGGAUCAGCGGCCAUCAGAAAUGCAUUAUGCCAAAGUCUUAGUUGAAUGCUCAUUACAUUUGCGAUGAGGAUUUGAAACUGCUCCAGGGAUUGUUUACAACGUACACUGAUAAAACGCAUCGGGUUUUGAUUGUGAAAUAGCUUUUAAGUGUUUUUCAUUCACUUGAAUGUACGUAAGAUCAUGUUUGACCUUAAUAUAAUGGAUAAAUCUUUGUUUAAAACAUAUUUCAGUACUUUCCUGGAAACGGGCAGUAAAUACGAUACUUCAUAGGUUGUUUCUUGUUUGAAAGUAUGUCCUAAAGUCAGAUUAUAAUUGUCUUUUCCAUAUGAUUUAAAUGCAAUAAAUGUGCUUACCUGCAGACACUAAAUGUAACCCUAAAAUAACUAAUCAUUUGAGAGAAUUCAUUUGUUUGGAGUGUUUGUGAGUGUGUCCAAUAUCCGUUGGUCUGUACUUUGUAUAAAUCUUGUUCUUGUAAGCAAGUGGUUCUGUGAGGUGUGAACACUUGACACCUACAGAAGAACCAUGUUUAUAGGGCAAACACAUAAACGCUUAACCAGGUAGGACAAAGUGAAAAAACAUUCUAGAUAAAACGGCAUCAUUUAGAAUAAACCACAAGUACUAUUUUCAUCUCCUCACAAUUUACCAAUUUGUCAUCAAUCUGAACUGACAGAAAAUAAUAACAGCUUACAGUUUUGGCAUUGCAAUCAAGGAAAAACAAACUUAAGAUAUGAAUGAAUGAACGUUACAUUUAUAUAGUGCUUUUCUGACACUACAAUCAAAGCACUUUACACAGUGAACAGGUCUCUCUUCAACCUCGACCAGUGUGCAGCAUCCACCUGGUUGAUGUGACGGCAGCCAUAGUGCGAGAGGAGAGAAUAGAGUGAUACAGCCAACUAAUGGAUGGGGAUUAUUAAAGAAGGGCCAAUAGGGGGAAUUUAUCCAAGACACAGGAGUACACCCCUACUCUUUACGGUAAGUGCUCUAGGAUUUUUAACAAUCACAGAGAGUUAGGACCUCGAGUUAACGUCUCAUCCGAAGUAUGGUGCCUUUUUACAGUAUAGUGUCCCCGUCAAUAUACUGGGACCCGCACGGUGAGCCUCCCCUACUGGCCUCCCUAAUACCUGAUCUCUCUCUGAUCAUCAAGUCACGUUCCAUUGAUGCAAAUCUUUCUGUCUCUAUCAAAUUUUGAAUUCUGUAAGGUGAAAGUCCUUUAAAUAA
Messenger RNA from Xyrauchen texanus (razorback sucker), 2533 nucleotides. RefSeq names its product RAB3D, member RAS oncogene family, a (gene rab3da). Gene Ontology annotation, cellular component: synaptic vesicle; endosome; plasma membrane. The record is from RefSeq and is a predicted model, not a curated record. Gene Ontology annotation, biological process: regulation of exocytosis; protein localization to plasma membrane; protein secretion. The transcript has 5 exons. Bases 287 to 955 code for a protein of 222 amino acids. Lineage: Eukaryota; Metazoa; Chordata; Actinopteri; Cypriniformes; Catostomidae. Gene Ontology annotation, molecular function: GTPase activity; GTP binding.